Penaeus chinensis is the source of this 4146-nucleotide messenger RNA. It is a transcript of the gene Slob, whose product is annotated as slowpoke-binding protein-like. Bases 382 to 2022 code for a protein of 546 amino acids. NCBI's taxonomy places the organism in Eukaryota, Metazoa, Arthropoda, Malacostraca, Decapoda, Penaeidae. The record is from RefSeq and is a predicted model, not a curated record. The transcript has 13 exons.
UGAGAUGGAGCCAAGUCGGUGCCGUCGGCCUCGAUCGCCUCUCUAACGGUUUCAUCUCCAUCUUCACUGUAACGAAGGUGUUGGUGGGAUGCUUGUGCCUUCCCCUGUGCUCAUGUGUUUGUGUGUUACGUGUCCAGGCUGAACACUGAGCUCGAUUGUGGGUAACUCGCGUCAAAACGAGACCAACGUAACAGGUGAUAUUGACGACCCUUCGCAAUACGAGACUGGAGCAUCGAGAGUCGUGAAGGGCUUACCUGCAACGCAUACGAAGGUCGUAACUACUCGUGCGUGAGACACCUUAUGGACUCACUAUGUCGCCUUGGACUGAAGGUGUAGCCCCGGAUUCUUGGUCUGGGCUCGCCACGUAGCUGCGUCCGGGCUAUGCUCGCGUCGGGCUUGCUACGAGCAUUCAAAAAGUGGUCUGUGAAGUCGUGCCAUAAAAGACAUGGCGGCCGCUAUUCUUACUCUGCCCUGGAGGACGACGGGGCCGGGGAGAGGAUGGAGAUGGAGAGGAAGGCGGCGAGGGGCGCCAGCCGCGAGAGCUCGGCCCUGGCGGCGCGGUCCUACCUGCGGGGCCACCAGCGCUACUCCCUCCUCGAGCACCUGAGGGACAUCGGUUCUCGCAUUGACAAGAACUGGUUCAUCGUCCGGGACUCCUCUGUGAAGACCGACCGACUCAUGACUCUGCAGCCGUACGACGAGCAGUGCCCAGUGCCAGUCACGCCGGGCACGCGGGAGGCACUCAUGGAGCUCUUCCAGGCGCUCCACCACCCGUACAUCUACCCUGUGCUCGACGUGGACUUCGCCAACAUCUCCUCCCACACUUACGUCAUCACAGUCAUCCCGCACAACAACAAGGGCACGCUCAAGGACCUCAUCUACAAGAGUCACUGGCAGGAUGACUGGGGCGAGAAGUACCAGCAGAGAUCGACAGGCCUCCCGGUCACGCAGGUGCAGCGACUGGGCCGGCAAGUCCUGGAGGCGCUCCUGUUCCUGCAGGACCGCGGCUUCCCUCCCUGUGGACACCUACACUCCGGCAACGUCAUUCUGCAGAACGGCGUCGCCAGAUUGUCGGGCGUGGAGAAUACCCUCCUCGGCCUUACCUCGAGGAUCUACCCUAUCAUCAAGCGGAGACUGCGGGAAAACAGGGACGCGAUCGAUUCCGUGUGCUUCGGCCACGUGCUGUUCGAGAUGUGCGCGGGCUACGAGCUCUCGGCCGCCCACCCGACGCCCAAACAUCUGGACGACAUCGCUGGUUAUCCCCAGGUGGUGCAGGUGCUGGAGUACAUCUUCGGCAACGGCGACCAGUACCCGAGCAUCGAGGAGAUCCUUUGUAUGGACUUCUUCAGGAAUCUGGACCUUCGGGAGAUGCGGGCAGCCCCACUACCGCUCUCGGUGGCUCUCAUGUUCCAGAUUCGGUAUUCCCCGACGAUACGAAAUAUUCUGAAAGAAGUCCGAAGAUUUCAGAAACAGAGAAGCUUGCAGCGGCGAACACGGUCCCUCAGUCGCGGAGAGACGCUAGAGGGGGAAGGUUACGGAAGGAGAGACGUCAGGCGUGGGCGUCGGGGGGGCGGUACAGCCUCGGCCGGUGAAGGCGGCGGAGGAGACACGCCCACGAGCAGCGAGGCGUCGGCAGGAGGGACGGGCGGGGGCACUGACGAGGGCGUGGCGCCCACGGGAUCCGCCUACAACACCCCGACGGCGUCGCUGGCCGCGCUCUCCUCGCCGACCUCCGACGUGACUCCCUCGCCGGAGCACCCUACCCACCGCCUGCUGGAGGUCUCCUCGCCCCAGCGCCAGCACCCCAACAACUGCCAAGAAGUGUUCCAUACGCCGCCCCACACGCCGCCCACCCCUCAGAAUCACCCAAUUAGAAACAACCAUGUCAGCCAGGCUCACAACGACCGCCCACUCACAACGAUGCGUUAUCCGCCCAGAGACUCACGCAACUCCUGUUGGUCCAAUAGCAACCACGUGACCCAGAACGGCCACGUGGGCAGGCGGGGCCAGCCAUGGACGUGACCCAGUGGCAGUUGUGGCAUGUCUACUGUGAUCCACCGCUCACUGUUCUUACCUUCCACCCUGUGGCUCCCUCAGCUGUAGACCUCAGUUGGCACAUCUUUGUUUUGUUGUACUUGUCUGCGGGGAUGAGAAGGAAAAUGCUUUAACAUAUUGAUUUUCCAGGGCAUCCGCUAGGAACCGGGCAAAGGACCUUCCCUCCCCAAUCAGCUCCCUCAAAGGAAAAUAAGGACACGUGUAGCUGAGGCUGGGCAAGAUUUCUUCGUUCUCAUGUGGUGUGAACUCAAGACUUCCACAUAAAGUUUAUGUUUAUCCAGUUGAAUACCACGUAUCCAGCGUGAGCCACGGUAAUAUGAAACAUAAUUCUGUAUCACUGAACAAAAGACAGUAAGUAAUUCUGGUGAAACAGUGGAUCACAAUACAAAGGACGCACAGACGAGUGGGAGUGGUGCUUCAUGACUGUUACUCUGGUAAUCCACGUGACUGGCCAUUCCGGCUGAGACCCGAGUGCAUCGCGAGUGCGUUUGUGUGGUGACUCACAAGCCUCUCCCGCGGGAGACUCUUCCAGCAUCGGGGUCGCCGCCCCCUCACAGUGGUUCGUGAUGGAGAACUUAAUGGCGUUCCUUCACCUUCUUAUCGUGUUCCAAUAAUGUAAAUUUCAAUCACAUGAUUGCAAUAAUAAUUGUUAUGUUUUUUAUCAUAUAUUGUAAUCUAAGCUACACAGUGUGGUGGGCGAGGCAUUUAUAUCCAUAAUUCUCUAGAAGCGUUUGUGUUCACUAGCAUAUUAGAGCAAAGAAUAUUAAUUUAAAAAAAUGGUAGUACAAUAAGUAUUGCUAGAUCUGUCCUUUUUUUUCUAUACCUACUCUCCCCCCACCUCUCUCUCUUUUUCUCUAUCCCUCUAUCUGUCUAUCUAUCUGUCUAUUUAUACAUCUAUCUAUCUCGCUUUCUCUCAUUCUAUGCCCUUUCUUUUCUCACUAUUAUGUAAAUUAGAUACAAUUAGAAAUUGAUUUGGCCGCGAUGUAUUCCAUUCUCUUUUGCUCUGAUGUAGGAACGGGAAGAUGGAUAAACAAAUAUAUACAUAUAUAUAUAGACCCUUCAUAGUGUUUUGCCAAAGUAUCUUCUCACUCAGGGUCCACAGGCUCCACGACACAACCUUCCGUUGUCAUUUCAGUCCAGCAACUCAACGCAUGGCCAGGGAGUGGUCAUUUAAAACAUCAGCAUAAAACGAAGGAUGAUCUGUAUUCACUCUCUGACUCAAAGCAAUCACUAGACUUGUACCAUCUGAGAUUUUCUCUUUCAUUCUUUUUUUUUUUCUUUUUUUUUUUUUUUUGCGUUUUCCCCUCAUUCUCUUCUAUUUUAUCAAGAGGCAAGUUGAUCUGAGGUUUCCCUCGAGCUCAGACACAGACCCCAUCCCCCUCUCCCUUCCACUCCCCUUCCCCCCUCCCGUACCUUCUCCCUACCCUGCUCCCGACCCAUCCCUCUGCCCUUCCUCCCAAACUUUCCUUUCCCCCCACCCUCAACCCCUUUCCCUCCCCCUCCCCCUCCCCCUCCCCAUCCCUUACCCCUUCGUCAUAUAUAAAGGAACUCCCAUCGAACCAUCAGUUCCCUUUCAUAGGUCUCAGUAUUUCCACGAACGGUAAUUCCAAACAUAGUUUAUUUGGACAAGAAUUCCCGGAGACUAACCAUCUGUGAUGUGGCGCUCCGCUGCACGAGCUCCAGCCACCAUCUGUCAACCAUCUGAGCUUCAGUUGCAAGAUCUCCCUGGAUCUCUUAUCUGCCAUGUCUUGUACCCGUUUCAUUGUAGUUCAGCAUUACACUCUAGCUCAAAAUUUUCGUCAAAUCACUAUGCAACUGUUUCGUGUUAAGCUUGUAGAGCCUAAAUGUCCAUUAGAAUCUAGAAUAACAAUUGAAAUUAAGAAUAGUCUGGAAAUUACAGGUUACUUAGUAUUCUCUGGAUGUGAGAGGCAGAUCCUUAAGCUUAGGAGACCCCAAAGAUGUCGAAAUUACGUAAAAUGUAAAGUUACUUCUUCCAGUUGUCAAAUAGUAAUAUUUUCACCCAAUCAAUCACAACCAUAUGUACACAUACACAUAUGUAUAUGUACAUAUGUACACACACACACACACACA